AUGCCGCCUGGUUUUAAAGCACCUCCGAUGCCACCCGGUUUCAAAAUGCCCCCCAGACCGCCAAUGCCGCCAGGAUUCAAAAUGCCUCCCGGUGGGCCGCGUCCACCGGGACCGCCAAUGCCACCACAUGCUCAACAGGGAUCAUAUCCAAAUUACCCAACUCCUCCCGGAGCGCCUCCGAUGCCACCCGGCGGUCGUUAUGCCCCCGCACCGCCGCGACCCCCAAGUGGAGGAUCGGAUCAAGAAAAUGGACAGGGUUAUAUGAUGCAUUCGGGCGCCGUGCACGGACAAUAUGACGCGUAUGCACGAGAGGACUACAAUUACGGAGUGCCUCCGGGUCCCGAUUCACGCGGGUAUUCGUCAUAUCAUCCCUCACAACAAUACCACCAGGGAUACUAUGGAGCUCCUGCUGCGCACGGUGGCGAAAAUCGUGGCAACCGCCGUGAUGAAGAGGCCCGUGAACCGACCAACACCGUGUGGGUGGGGAACCUGGACGUCCAGAGGCAUUCGGAUGACUUUCUGAGGCAAGAGUUUCGGGAAUUUGGAAGGGUUGUACGCAUUGCUAAGGUGCCUGACAAGAGUUAUUGUUUUGUGCAUUUCCGCUAUGUGGAGGAGGCGCGUAACGCCGUUGAGACGCUUAGUGCGAGGGGCUCAUUGGGUGGAGCAAGGUUUAGCUACGGCAAGAUGUUUGACUACUCGCAGGAUGAAGGGGGCAUGCAGCAGGAUGGAGGCAUGUCAAAUCAAGGAAUGCGACCACCUCGACGUCCCCGUGAGGAGGAACGUCACGAACAUGAAGAGCGCCGCCGGCGCCCUCGUCGCGAUGAGGAACCGAUGGAGCCGACUAAUGUGUUGUGGAUUGGGGACCUUCCCCCAACUAUUACAAAUGAGGAGCUGAAUGAGAAUUUCAAGGUCUUUGGAACAAUUUUAAAUAUUUCGAGAUUAGACUGUAAGAAUAUGGCAUUUAUUCACUUCGAAAAUAUUGAAAGCUGUACGCAGGCUCUAGACUUAAUGCGUGAUCAGCUCAUUUGUGGCGCCCGUGUUGCGCUUAAUUACGGUCGAGCGCAACGCAAUCCUGUCUCCCAGACGACCGGACUCUCACCAGAUGGCAUCCCACUUAGUGAAACCCCGACAAAUGUAAUAUUCGUUGGGCAGUUUGCAACAGAUGUGACAGAGGAGGAUAUAGAAGCUUUGUUUGAGCCUUUUGAAGGGUUCAUCAAUUCCAAGUUUAUCCACUCCAGCUGCAUCGCCUUCGGACAUUUCGAUACAGUAGAUCACGCCCGCGCCGCUCGUGUGGCAUUGAACAACACUCUUUUAAAAGGGGCUCCUGCGCGCAUUAGUUUCGGUAAGACAAAUCACACACUUACCAUGGCUGACCGCAUGCGCCGGGGAAGACCAGCACCUCUUGUGGAUGGAGUUGAGGUCAUCCCUGAGACCGCUGCAGGUGCGCCGGGCCGUGGCUCGCUUGAUGGCGUUAGCGGUGCACUUGUCGCAGGUCCUGGUUUGAGUGGUGCGUCGGAAAAUGGAGCAGUGGUGAUGAUCCCUGCAAUGGGUGCGGCUGUCACUGCCACCUCGCCCCCGCAAGCUCAUGCUUCUUUUACGCGUGAGAGACCUGCUCCCGACAUGACUUUAGAUGCUCGGUUACAAUCACUUCUAGGUGCCACGUAUAAUUCCUGCGGAGAGGCGGAGAAGUCGUUAAGUCCGAGUGUUAUUCAAACUAUAUGUGAUUUGAUCGAUGACUGCGUGGAUGAAGGUAGUGAGAAGCGACUGGAUGACGCUAUCUUUUUAUACACUCCACUUAAUUCGGCUCAUGUGUUCGGCAUUCUAGCCAAACGGAUGCAAAGUUUUUUUAACGACGAUCCUCACAAGAAACUUUACAUUGCGUACGCAGCUACUCGCGUAUUGUUGGCAGCGAAAACGGACUACGUUUUCUUUACCAAGGCUGCCAUGAAUGCCUACCUUAUGGUAUUAUUUGUAACCAGUCAAGGACAAACACCUGAUGGGAUGGAGCAACUUGUCGCCAUAAUUGAAAGUGUGCGUCGACACCCCUUCAUUGAGAAACAGCGAUUGGAUGCCGAAUAUACGGAAAUUUUCCGCGGCCAAUUGGAGGAAAUCCUCGGACGUGCAAAGGAAGAACAGGACCUGACGUCUCUCAUCACAAAGAAGAGGCGUCGGUAA
This is a messenger RNA of Trypanosoma brucei brucei TREU927, 2175 nucleotides long. Its product is annotated as RNA-binding protein, putative. The record is from RefSeq and is a predicted model, not a curated record. The transcript has a single exon. Lineage: Eukaryota; Euglenozoa; Kinetoplastea; Trypanosomatida; Trypanosomatidae. The coding region runs from base 1 to 2175 and encodes 724 amino acids. Gene Ontology annotation, molecular function: RNA binding.